This is a messenger RNA of Zea mays, 1218 nucleotides long. Its product is annotated as probable carboxylesterase 18. The record is from RefSeq and is a predicted model, not a curated record. The transcript has a single exon. Gene Ontology annotation, molecular function: hydrolase activity. NCBI's taxonomy places the organism in Eukaryota, Viridiplantae, Streptophyta, Magnoliopsida, Poales, Poaceae. Bases 18 to 1088 code for a protein of 356 amino acids.
CUAAGCAAAGCAAGUAAAUGGGCAGCUCCAGCUCCAAGAACCCCAGCCACAUGUCGUCCCUGCCGUGGAUGGUGCGCAUCCAGGCAGCAGCCUUCCAGGUGGCACAACGUAGGGACGGCAGUAUAUGGCGCCCUCUUCUCUUCCUCGGCGACCUCAAGACAGCCGCCAGCCGCGCCACGCCCAGCCCGGACACCUCGGAGGUACGAUCCACCGAUAUCACGAUUGACGUCUCCCGCGGCCUCUGGGCACGCGUGUUCUGCCCCACGGCGAUCGCUGACGAUGCUCCAGCCCCGCUCCCCGUCUUUGUCUACUUCCAUGGCGGCGGGUUCAUGCUCUUCUCCGCGUCGUUCGGCCCCUAUGACACCUUCUGCCGCCGUCUCUGCCGGAAGCUCCGGGCCGUCGUCGUGUCCGUGAACUACCGCCUCGCCCCCGAGCAUCGUUUCCCGGCAGCAUACGACGACGGCGUCGCCACACUCCGCUACCUGGACGAGACCCCGACCCCACUGCUGGCCGACAUCGUACCGGCCCCUGUCGACCUCGCUAGCUGCUUCCUGAUCGGCGAUAGCUCGGGGGGCAACAUGGUUCACCACGUCGCCCAGCGUUGGGCGUCCAUGUCGUCGGCGACGUCGUUACAGCCUCCACUGCGCAUCCGCCGCCUCCGCCUGGCCGGUGCCGUCCUCAUACAACCGUUCUUCGGCGGGGAGGAGCGCACGGAGGCCGAGGUAAGGCUGGACAAGGCGUGCCGCAUAUUGUCGGUGGCUCGUGCGGAUCGCUACUGGAGGGAGUUCUUGCCCGAGGGAGCCAGCCGAGACCACCCGGCGGCGCGCGUGUGCGGGGAAGGUGUUGAGCUCGCAGACACGUUCCCGCCGGCGAUGGUGGUGACCGGUGGGAUCGACCUACUCAAGGACUGGCACGCAAGGUACGUGGAGACGUUGCGUGGGAAGGGGAAGCUGGUCAGGGUGGUCGACUACCCGGACGCCUUCCAUGGCUUCUACGUGUUCCCGGAGCUCGCUGAUUCCGGCAAACUAAUCGAGGACAUUAAGCUGUUCGUCGACGAUCAUAGGACUAAGGCCUCUGGUUCCGACUAGAUGCAUGUUGUAUUGUUGUGUCAUGCAUGCAGAGCCAUGCAUGCGCGACCAGUGCACGUUCGCCCUUGCUGCCUUGCUGUUGUGUUCUGCAUACCAUACACUGGUCGAAUAAAAAAGACCCAUUGUUAAA